UCCUCUCAUAGUGCAGAGCUGCCCAAUCACCCCCAGCUCUACAAUGAAGAGAGGGGAAGUCCUGGCUGUGUGUCUGCUCUGCUGGAGCUGCAGUGUGCGUGUGGUUGCAGCCAUCCAGAGGCUUGAUAUGUUUCCUUAUGGCACAUUGAGUGGAGAUCACAUAUUGGCAGAGGGCGACGAUGAAACUUCCAGAGUGCUGUCCCUGCCCAAACCUUUAUACUUCUACGGCUCCCACUUCUCGCAGCUAUAUGUGGCUACCAAUGGUAUCAUAUCAGCCCAGGACCUGCCGAUGGAAAAGCAAUACGUUGACGACGGCUUCCCCACAGAUUUCCCUGUGGUGGCGCCAUUUCUGGCUGACAUUGACACCAGCGGAGGGCGAGGACAGAUUUACUACCGGGUGACCGAAACGCCCAGUGUACUCAACAGAGUGGCCCAGGAAGUAAAUCGAGGGUUCCCAGAUGCAAAAUUCACUCCCACACACGCUGUGGUUGCAACGUGGGAGAACGUCGCCGCAUAUGAAGAGCAAACUCGAACCAAUGGACCUUCAAACAAGGUCAAUACCUUCCAGGCAGUAAUUGGUUAUGAUGAAACCGACUCGUACGUUCUCUUCCUUUACCCUGAAGGUGGCCUGAACUUCUAUGGGACACGACCCAAAGAGUCUUACAAUGUUGAGAUAGAGCUUCCUGCAAGAGUUGGCUUCAGCAGAGGAGAAGUCACAUAUCUGAUCUUCUCUCGAACUGAGGGACCUCACUACAGCGUCACCAGUGAUGAGCAGAGUGUUAAAAACCUGUACCAGGUUGGCAAUACAGGAAUUCCAGGUGUUUGGCUUUUCCACACUGGGAAUCGUUAUUCUUUUGACAACAUUGUUCCUGCGUCCAUUGGUGGCCUGCUUUCUACUCUACCAUCUCAAGGACAUGGCUUCUCCCUGGACACCACCACUCCUGAGUACUCUGAGUUUGAUGACUACCCAGACAACACUUUUGGAACUGAUAAUCAGGACGAAGAAGAUGAUUACCCUCUGACAGGUGGGGACCCUGAAUUCCAGCCAGCCCCUGGUGACCACUCAGUGUCCCUUCAACCAGCAAUUCCUGCUGCUCCCUCCUCCCCUGCAGAGGAUUCUGGCCGUCAGGUGUCCCACAGCAGCGAAGAUGUGCCCUUGAUUUCUGAACCCAGGUACAGUUCGGAACCAGCACAGAGGCAGUAUGCUCCCCCUAAUCCUCCCAAAGGAGUACCAGAGGGAGGUGCUCCGCAGACUCAGGAACAGCAACCACAGGGUCCUCUGGAGGUGGUGGAUGUUUACCCCCCUCACAGAAAUGAACCACCUCUUUCCCGUGGAGGUCACGUCGUCAGCGUGGAAGAAGAAGAGAAUUUUGACACGGGAGUGAUUCAGUACACUACAGAAAAUAAGGAAACAUGUGCCAGAUUCCAACAGCAGUGUUCCCAGAAUGCAUUUUGCUCUGACUACGCCACAGGCUUCUGCUGUCACUGCCGGCCUGGCUUCUAUGGAAAUGGACGCCAGUGUUUACCAGACGGUGCUCCACAGCGUGUUAGUGGUAAGAUGAGCGGAACAGUGACCGUGGGUUCGACUCCAGUGAAGCUGAACAACAUUGAUCUUCACGCCUACAUCGUGGUGGGAGAUGGGAGAGCGUACACUGCCAUCAGCGAGGUUCCUGAGCCAUUAGGCUGGGCUUUGAUGCCACUGGCACCAAUAGGAGAGCUGUUUGGAUGGCUAUUUGCUCUGGAGCUUCCCAAUAGCCAAGCAGGAUUCAAAAACACAGGUGCCGAGUUCACUCGUCACGCAGAAGUGAUCUUCUACCCUGGCAACCAGCGCCUGUCAAUCAUCCAGACGGGCCGGGGCCUCGAUGACCACAACCACCUCACUGUUGAUACUGUAGUCAACGGCAAUGUGCCCUUCAUGCCCCCCGGUGCUGAAGUAACCAUUGAUCCCUUCAAGGAGAUCUACCAGUACUACCCAUCUGUUGCCACCUCCACCUCUGUGAGGGAGUUUUCAGUUGUUUCGGCAGAGCAAGGCUCCGAGUCCUUCUCCUUCCAGUUGAAGCAGAACAUCACUUACCGCGACUGUCGACAUGAUAACCGUGCCGCUGCCCCGGAGACGUUGCAGAUCACAAUGGAGAGGGUGUUUGUGAUGUACGUCAAGGAGGAGCGGAUCCUGAGAUACGCCAUCACCAACAAGAUCAGCCCAGCCGGAGUUGAGCCAACAGAGCAGGAGCUGGUCAACCCCUGCUAUGCUGGGAACCACGACUGUGACACCACGGCCCAGUGCAUCCCGCUGGAGGGCCAGGCCUUCCAGUGCCAGUGUGCUACUGGUUACAGAGGGGAUGGACGCAACUGUUACGACAUAGAUGAGUGUGCUGAGGGCUUGAGUUCAUGUGGUGCUCAUGCUUAUUGCAUUAACCUGCCUGGAAGCCAUCGCUGCCAAUGUCAGAGUGGCUUUGAGUUUGGCUACGACGGGCGUACCUGUGUUGAUAUAGAUGAAUGUAGCUCCUCUCCGUGCCACAUCCAUGGCAGAUGUAUCAAUGCACUGGGUUCCUUCCAGUGUCAGUGCCAGUCAGGGUUUUAUGGUGAUGGUUUCUACUGUUCCCAGCAGGAAGGACAGACAGAUCGCCCAAAAAGCCAGUGUGAGCAGCACAGAGACAGCCUGCAGAGUGGAGUGGAAAAUGGCGGUCGCCCGAGUCCCGGAGCCUUUAUCCCUCAGUGUGACUCUGACGGUCGGUACCGACCACUGCAGUGUCACGGCUCCACUGGACAUUGUUGGUGUGUGGACAGUAGGGGACAGGAGAGAGGAGGAACUAGGACACCACCUGGUACAGCACCCAUAGACUGUGACAAACCAGAGCAUCCUAAAACUCACUGUGAACACCACAGAGACAGUGUUCAGACUACCAGUCCUGAGGGAUAUCCUAUUGUCGGAACUUAUGUACCCCAAUGUGAUGCUAAUGGGCAGUACAUACCUUUGCAGUGUCAUGGCUCCACUGGAUAUUGCUGGUGUGUGGAAAAUAACGGACAGGAGAGAGCCGGAACAAGAACACCACCUGGUACAACACCCACAGACUGUGACAGACCAGAUGAACCAGAGCGUCCUAAAACUCACUGUGAGCGCCACAGAGACAGUGUUCAGACUACCAGUCCAGAGGGAUAUCCUAUUGUUGGAGCCUAUGUACCCCAAUGUGAUGCUAAUGGCCAGUACAGACCAUUACAAUGUCAUGGUUCCACCGGACAUUGUUGGUGUGUGGACAUUAGGGGUCAAGAGAGGGCUGGAACCAGGACACUACCUGGUACACAACCCAAAGACUGUGACAGACCAGAUGAGCCAGAGCGUCCUAAAACUCACUGUGAACACCACAGAGACAGUGUUCAGACUACCAGUCCAGAGGGAUAUCCUAUUAUUGGAGUCUAUGUACCCCAAUGUGAUGCUAGUGGACAAUACUCACCACUGCAGUGCCAUGGCUCAACUGGACAUUGCUGGUGUGUAGACGGUCAGGGACAGGAAAGAGCGGGAACCAGGACAUCACCUGGGGCACCACCUACAGACUGUGACAAACCAGAUGAACCAGAGCGUCCUAAAACUCACUGUGAGCACCACAGAGACAGGGUACAGACUAUCAGUCCAGAGGGAUAUCCUAUUCUUGGAGCCUAUGUACCCCAGUGCGAUGCAAAUGGACAAUACAAAGCUCAACAGUGUCACAGUUCCACUGGACAUUGUUGGUGUGUGGACAGUAGGGGGCAGGAGAGAGCAGGAACCAGGACUCCACCUGGAACACCACAUGUAGACUGUGACAGACCAGAUGAACCAGAGCGUCCUAAAACCUACUGUGAGCACCACAGAGAUAGCGUACAGACUACCAGUCCAGAGGGACAUCCUAUUAGAGGAGUGUUUGUACCCCAGUGUGACGUAAAUGGACAAUACAAAGCUCAACAGUGUCACAGUUCCACUGGACAUUGUUGGUGUGUGGACAGCAGGGGGCAGGAGAGAGCAGGAACCAGGACUCCUCCUGGAACACCACGUGUAGACUGUGACAGACCAGAUGAACCAGAGCGUCCUAAAACUCACUGUGAGCACCAAAGAGACAGAGCACAGACUACAAGUUCAGAAGGACAUCCUAUAGCUGGAGCCUAUGUACCCCAAUGUGAUGCUAAUGGACAGUACACUCCUCAACAGUGUCACGGUUCCACUGGACAUUGUUGGUGUGUGGACGGUAGGGGACAGGAGAGAAGAGGAACCAGGACUCCACCUGGAACAUCACGUGUAGACUGUGACAGACCAGAUGAACCAGAGCGUCCUAAAACUCACUGUGAGCACCAAAGAGACAGAGCACAGACUACAAGUUCAGAAGGACAUCCUAUAGCUGGAGCCUAUGUACCCCAAUGUGAUGCUAAUGGACAGUACACACCUAGACAGUGUCACGGUUCCACUGGACAUUGUUGGUGUGUGGACGGUACGGGACAGGAGAGAAGAGGAACCAGGACUCCACCUGGAACACCACGUGUAGACUGUGACAGACCAGUCCCUGUGCCUCCGACCCAACGCCCUGAGAGUGUUUGUGAGCGCUGGAGGGCCAGUUUGAUUGAGCACUAUGGUGGAAAACCAGAGGCGCAACAAUAUGUACCUCAGUGCGAGCCAGAUGGACAAUUCAGUCCAGUCCAGUGCUACGGAGAGACCACUUACUGCUGGUGUGUGGACCAGGACGGGCGGGAAGUUCCUGGUACCCGAUCACACGAUGUUGUCAAGCCUGCGUGCCUUCCUUCAGUGGCCCCACCCACUGUGCGCCCAUUGCCCCGCCCAGACGUGACCCCUCUGACAAACACUGACGUCACACUGCUGUACGCUCAGGGACAGAAAAUAGGAGCGCUGCCUCUCAACGGGACCAGACUAGACGCAGCCCGGUCCAAAACACUACUGACUCUGCAUGGUUCCAUAGUUGUUGGUAUAGCCCAUGACUGCAAGGAGAACCGAGUCUAUUGGACAGAUUUGUCUGCAAGAACAAUCAACAGAGCGUCGAUGGCACCUGGAGCCGAGCCUGAGAUACUCGUUAACACAAAUCUGGUCAGUCCGGAGGGUUUGGCGGUGGACGUCAAACGUAGGUUGAUGUUCUGGGUGGACUCCAACCCUGACAUGAUAGAAAGCGCCAACCUGGACGGCAGCGGGAGGCGGACGCUGUUUAACACAGACUUGGUCAACCCCCGGGCCAUCAUAGUGGACUCUUACACCGGAACCCUCUUUUGGACAGAUUGGAACCGAGAGGCUCCUAAGAUCGAGAGUUCGACAGUGGACGGUCACAACCGCAGGGUGGUGGUAUCUGACGGGAUUGGUUUGCCAAACGCGCUCACGUAUGACUCUUCUUCAGGGCAAGUGUGCUGGGCCGACGCAGGUACAAAACGUUUAGAGUGUGUAUCCCCGGAUGGUUCAGGUCGACGAGUGAUCCACUCCAGCCUCAACUACCCUUUCAGCAUGGUCUACUACAGGAACCACUUCUAUUACACUGACUGGAGGAGGGAUGGCGUGAUCGCAGUGAGUAAAGACAGCAGUCAGUUCACUGAUGAAUACCUGCCUGACCAACGCUCUCACUUGUACGGCAUCGCCAUAGCAACCAGCCACUGUCUAUCAGGGAGCCACUAACAACGGACAGGCAGCCGCAGGGUUCUUUUGGUGCUAAAGUUCUGGGGCGAUUACUGAUCAGAGGGCAGGGCCACCCUGAAGUGCCCUCUCCAGUGUCCCUCAGAAGAAAGGACACUCAGGACCCCUCCACUCACCCUGACCCCAACACCCUUAUCUCACCUAAAGAUGUAACCCCCACAAUAAAUGUUUUGUAAAUUUGUUUUAUACCUCA
Micropterus dolomieu (smallmouth bass) is the source of this 5849-nucleotide messenger RNA. RefSeq names its product nidogen 2a (osteonidogen) (gene nid2a). Lineage: Eukaryota; Metazoa; Chordata; Actinopteri; Centrarchiformes; Centrarchidae. The record is from RefSeq and is a predicted model, not a curated record. The transcript is spliced from 42 exons. Bases 44 to 5638 code for a protein of 1864 amino acids. Gene Ontology annotation, biological process: cell-matrix adhesion. Gene Ontology annotation, cellular component: basement membrane. Gene Ontology annotation, molecular function: calcium ion binding.